This is a messenger RNA of Zea mays, 2664 nucleotides long. RefSeq lists its product as uncharacterized. NCBI's taxonomy places the organism in Eukaryota, Viridiplantae, Streptophyta, Magnoliopsida, Poales, Poaceae. The record is from RefSeq and is a predicted model, not a curated record. The transcript is spliced from 7 exons. The coding region runs from base 292 to 2100 and encodes 602 amino acids.
AGGGAACGUUGAAGAGUCCCGUCCCGUCGUGCACCAACAUGCCGCCGCAGCUGCUCGCCAGCUCCAUUAUUGCCUCUACUCCGCCAUCUCCUUCCUAAUCGCUCGCCUCGUUUCAUCACCUGAGCUCUCCUAAUCUCAUUCACCGUUGCUUGCUCUUUGAAUUGCCUUUGCCCCCAUUUGCUUUCCUGUUUCUUCCAUCCCAUCCGUACCAGCUGACGGUGCCCGGGUUCCAUGCCCAGCGGCCAGCGCCUUGUGACCUGAUCCGCGGCUCGUCCAUUCCUCCCUCCGUGAAUGGCUCCUCCAGCAGGGUCUGGGGCAGCGACGGAGGGAGGGCCGGCACGGCGGCGCGGCACCGGCACCGGUACCAGCCCCGGCCGCACCAAAGUGUGGGUCGAGCCGCCGGGCAAGAGCCACCACCAGACCCCGGCGCGGUCGCUGCCCCCGCCCUCGCCCCCGGCCCCGUCGGUGGCGGCCAAGAGGGUGUCCGUGGUGUACUACCUUUGCCGCAACCGCCAUCUGGAGCACCCGCACUUAAUCGAGGUGCCGCUCGCCGCCCCGGAGGAAGGUCUCUACCUGCGAGAUGUGAUUAACCGCCUCAACGUGCUGCGCGGGAAGGGCAUGUCCUCCAAGUAUUCCUGGUCUUGCAAGAGGAGCUACAAGAACGGCUUCGUGUGGCACGAUCUGUCCGACGACGACCUGGUGCUCCCCGCGCAGGGCAACGAGUACAUCCUCAAGGGCUCCGAGCUUCUUGACCGCUCGCCGCCGCUAGAUCGGCAGCAGAAUGGCGUUAGCAACCCAAAGGUGGAGGGCCUCAAGCCAUGCAAGGAAGAGUCCCCUCAGUCGCGGGGCUCGCAAGAAGGAUGCUCGUCGUCAUCGUCUUCGUCUGCCCUUGGCAAGGAGAUCUCACCUCCACCUGCCACUCGACGGCCACAGCAGCAGGCGCAAUCAGCAGUGCUGCCAUCGUCGUCGGCUUCCACCAACCAUGAAGAUGACCUGUGCCCGACCGCGCAUUCAGGCUCGUCCGGCAACCAGUCCCCUGAACCUGCAGGAAGAAAUGCUCCAUUGUCAGAGGCUAGCUCCCCGGGACCUUCCGAAUACAGGGUCUGCAGACCCAUCGGAGCUCAGGAUGCCGCGACACAAACAGAUGACAGUGAGAGGGAUGUUGCUAAAACCCAUACUUGCGUGGUCGGAGUGUCCAUGGAUACGACGUUAGAUGCUGAGAUUCAGGAAUGUCAUCAAAGGAGCUCACUGCUGUCACCAAAGGUACCCAAGAUUGUUCAGGAAUCACCGGCCCUGUGUUCCUCUGAUGCUUCACCGGGUGUCAGAGUUGAGACCUUGGAGUCCCUAAUAAGAGCAGAAGCCUGUAGGAGAAGUAGCUUUAGAACACUAGAGGAGGAACACAUGCUUGGCCCAAUUGGUGUGAAACUGAAGCCAGCCAAUUUGCUAAUGCAGCUUAUCACUUGUGGAUCUAUAUCUGUUAAAGAACACCGAGGCUUUGGGUUCAUCCCAACGUACAGGCCUCGGUUUACACAAGUUGAGUUCCCUUCGUCAGUGUUCUCCACUCCUGUGGCAUUGCGACACCUUGACAAAAUCCCCUGCAAUACAAGAACAAUCGGGACGAGAGCUCCAGAGUCUGAACGUUUCAGUGGGAGCUUGGUUGAGACCAAGAUGCAGGACGAGUCAAGGAGAGGAAUCAGCUCACUCAAACGCUCAUCAUCUUAUGACGAGGAUAGAGUUUAUAGAGCAGCACAUUCCAAAAGUGAUACAGAAAACUCUUGUGAGUCAGGUAGUUUCAGGUGUCUUCCGCAGACUAUCAGAAUCAUAUCAUGUAAGCAAUCGAGAAAUGGAACAAUACUCUCCCCUUUCUCUGAUGUGAGAAACAGCUCUAGUCAACAAGAAUAUAGUACUAGAUCCUCACCACUGGGUUCAUCAAAGAGUGCAAGCAAUAGGAUGACUGAUCCAUCACUGGGUAAAGUAGAUUCAUUCCACAAGGAAAAGGACAUGAUCAAGAUCGAAGAAAGGCUUCCUUCUGGAGCUCGGGUUAUAAUCCAAUCUGCACCUUUGUGUGAAGAUAGUGAUGGCAGCAAUGAAUCACUGUAGCAUGGUUACUUGAACGCCCUUCCUUCCUUGAGAGAGGGAUCGAAUGGCCCAGGUUCUGUGAGGGAGGGUGUAUGCAGCUAUGGGCAGUGGAUCUGAUCCGAUAAUGCUGCGCCAUGGAGAGCGACGUGCCCUCAGGCAACGCCAGAUGCACAUGUAUUUGUGGAACUGUGAAGCAGGAAUACAAGCUGUGUUUGGCUCUGAAUUAUUUGAUCCUCAGUGGCAUGUUUCUGAAGUCUGAACGUGAAACGAUAGUAUCUGGCUCUGAAUUUUCUUGUCUUUCGAUUCGGAGUAUACAUGCAUGUAUCUAUGUUGUGUGUUGCCGUCUGAAGCACAAAGCACCAUAAACAGGCGGCAAGUAUUCUUGUGCCUGUGUUGACGUGUUGUUCUGCUAGGGGUGGGUGAGAGUGGCAGGGCAUCCUUUGUCUGUGUUGAGCAGGUAUGUGCUUUCUUCUAGUUGUAGAUGGCAAAGGGUUGCACAACAACCGACAGAGUGAGGUCUUGAGUGAGAACUGAAAAAUGAACCGAGCUGAAGAAUCUGUUGAGCAUUCUUGGUCUUCGAUUUGA